This is a messenger RNA of Dentiscutata erythropus, 600 nucleotides long. The record is from the annotation of a GenBank genome assembly. NCBI's taxonomy places the organism in Eukaryota, Fungi, Glomeromycota, Glomeromycetes, Diversisporales, Gigasporaceae.
AUGGAAAAGAAUUCUGUAAAUUUAAGUGAUCAACAAUUAAUAGAUCAAAUUCUUGAAGUUAACAAUGAUAUUAAUAAUAACUCUUACGAUAUCGAAUCUGAAUCAUAUUAUGAAUAUUUACUUCAGAGCUUAUUAAAAAAAUAUUCAAUAUUAUCUUUAGCAACAAAAGAUAAAUUUUCAUACUCAAACCAAGAUCACAUCAAAAACGAAUUGGUUCAACAUAAAUAUGAAAAAAUUUUAAAAGACUUUUCAUUGUUACUCGGAAAAAUCAGAUCGAAUAACUUUUAUUUCGAUUAUCAGAAAAAAAAUCAAUCUAAUUCACUUUUUAAAUUAUUAUAUCAUCUAAAAAAACUUAAUAAUGAUUCAUAUGACUUCGAUAAAGCAAAAAAAGAAUUUGAUCAAAUAGAGUCACCUACACUUUUUGAAUUAACUGAAGGAUUUAAAAAUGUUGUAGAAGCUAAUAAAGAUUUGACAAUUUAUUAUAGAUAUACUAGUAAUGGUUGUAUUACCAAUUGUUUAUCUUUAGAAAAAUUCAGUUUAUCCAAGGAAACUACUUUGGAAUUAUUAUUAUUAUCUUAUGGGUUUGCUAAAUGGUUUUAA